This is a messenger RNA of Branchiostoma floridae (Florida lancelet), 2182 nucleotides long. RefSeq names its product thiamine transporter 1-like. The transcript has 9 exons. Gene Ontology annotation, cellular component: plasma membrane. The coding region runs from base 219 to 1697 and encodes 492 amino acids. Lineage: Eukaryota; Metazoa; Chordata; Leptocardii; Amphioxiformes; Branchiostomatidae. Gene Ontology annotation, molecular function: vitamin transmembrane transporter activity. Gene Ontology annotation, biological process: vitamin transport; transmembrane transport. The record is from RefSeq and is a predicted model, not a curated record.
UGAGGAACUUCCGGGUAUCUCCACCAAGGACGCGUCCAGACGCAAGUUGGUGUCCUUGUCAUCUUUGUCAUAACAUAAAACAGAAGUUCCUCGUCGCUCAUCUGACAACACUGUGAGAUUGAGACUGUCUCUUCCCUGUUCUCUACCUGGAGAUGACGAUGAAGCAGUAGACGUCACGACAGUAAGUUUACUGUACAUGGACUUUUAACAAUACAAAGAUGGAGAUGAGUACAGAAACCAGAGCGAUCGUCCUUCUUUGCUUGUACGGCUUCUUUAAGGAGAUGCGUCCUUCAGAACCGUUCCUUACUCCAUACCUGAAGGGUCCUGAUAAGAAUCUAACAGAGGAACAGGUAGAUAACCAGAUCUACCCAGUGUGGACGUACUCGUACCUGGCCUGUCUGUUCCUGGUGUUCCUGCUGACGGACUUCCUCCGCUACAAACCUGUCAUCAUCCUGGAGGGGCUGGCCUACAUCGGAACAUGGGUCCUCCUGCUGUGGGGACAGGGGGUGCUGACCAUGCAGUUCAUGCAGUUUCUGUAUGGGGUCGCCACUGCAACAGAGAUAGCCUACUACUCCUACAUCUACGUCAUCGUGUCCGACCAGCGUUACCAGAAAGUCACCAGCUACACCAGGAGUGUGGUUCUGGUGGGGAGGUGUGCCGCUGGGGUGGUGGGGCAGGCAGUUGUAUCAGUAUGGAAAGAAUCUGCGUACUUUCCCCUGAACUACGUGUCCAUGGCCAGUGUGACUGUUGCUCUCGGUAUCUCCAUAUUCCUACCAAGUGUCAGAAAAAGCAUGUUUUUUCACAGGUACUCCCGACAACAGGAUGACCUUGAUUCACCCCCAAGUCCGACACCAACAAACGGAGAUGACAUCAGGGAAGAAGUCACGUCAGACAACAGUGGUGUCCCAUUACCAAACCAUGGGACAACUGAUCUCACAGUAUCACAGCAACAAGUUCCUGAUCCCACCUUAAAUACUACAGACGUCGACACUUCUGGAACGGGAAAGGACAAUAUUGUUAUCUCCACAUUGCGUAACUUGUGGACAGACUUCCGGGUGUGUUACGGUUUGCGGCACCUGUUGCUGUGGUCGGUGUGGUGGUCGCUGGCCACCUGCGGCAGCUUCCAGGUGGGGAACUACGUACAGAACCUGUGGGACGUCAUCAGUCCUGCCGCACAGGAUGGAGAGGUGUGGAACGGGGCGAUAGAGGCGGCCGCUACUCUCUUAGGGGCCAUGGUGUCUUUCUCAAUGGGGUACCUCCACGUGAACUGGAUCGUCCUGGGAGAAAUGACUCUCGGUGUUCUGUCAGCUCUGGAUGCUGUUCUGCUUGUUGUCAUGGCAACGACAUACCACAUCUGGGUCAACUACGUCUGUUAUGUCUUCUUCAGGAUGUCUUACCAGUUUCUCAUCACUAUAGCAACAUUUCAGAUUGCCAAGAAGCUGACGACUGAACGUUACGCCCUGGUGUUUGGUUGUAACACGUUUGUGGCACUUCUGCUACAGACCAUUCUCACUGCAAUCCUCGUGGACAAGACGGGACUGGAUGCACCUGUCAGAACUCAGUUUGUCGUCUAUGGCGUAUACUUUGGCGUGAUUGCCGCCAUCUUCCUGACCGGUGCCGUGGUUACGCUGACAAGACUUGGUUGGCGGGAGGUACGGAGAAGAUGGAGACUUGCUGACAAUGAUACAUGUACAUAGUGGAUUACGUGGCAAACUUGUGCUUAUGAGCCACUGACAUAUUAGUUGCUAAUUGUACAUUUGGUGUCAUCAGAGAUGUAUCUGUUAAGCAUUCCAUUUGGUCAUAUACAAGUUAUGGUGAACCAUUUGGCCAUGUUGAUUUUAUUGUAUGGAUGACAUCCUCUGGGAACCCCCAAACUGACAAACUUAUGCGAGUGUGCGUAAAUAAGGUCACCACACAACAAAACCUGAAGGUUGUUUCAAGGUGUGACCUGAAGGCUACUCCAAAGUUAGGGUUAUAUUAUGAUCAGUUUACUAAGUGAUCAGGUAGGUUGAACAAAUGGCUAAAUAAUGUAUACCGAACAAUUGAAUCUUCAUUUUAUUGUUCUUUCACAUCUUCUUCUUUUGCUUUAGAAUUGAUUCAUCAUAUUCGAUGGUAUUUGUAUUUUUUUUUGAAAUUUGCAUAUAUUUGCUCAUUUGUCAGCUGCUUUUAUAGGACUGAUAUG